AUGGACACAUUCUCCUCUCUCCUCUCUCCUCUCUCACCCUCUGCUCCUCUCCUCUCUCCUCUCUCCCUCUGCUCCUCUCCUCUCUCCCCUCUCUCCCUCUGCUCCUCUCCUCUCUCCUCUCUCCCUCUGCUCCUCUCCUCUCUCCCCUCUCUCCCUCUGCUCCUCUCCUCUCUCCCCUCUCUCCCUCUGCUCCUCUCCUCUCUCCCCUCUAUCCUCUCUCUCCCUAUGCUCCUCUCCUCUCUCCCCUCUCUCCCUCUGCUCCUCUCCUCUCUCCCCUCUCUCCCUCUGCUCCUCUCCUCUCUCUCCCUCUGCUCCUCUCCUCUCUCCUCUCUCUCCCUCUGCUCCUCUCCUCUCUCCCCUCUCUCCCUCUGCUCCUCUCCUCUGUCCCCUCUCUCCCUCUGCUCCUCUCCUCUCUCCCCUCUAUCCUCUCUCUCUAUGCUCCUCUCCUCUCUCCCCUCUCUCCCUCUGCUCCUCUCCUCUCUCCCCUCUCUCCCUCUGCUCCUCUCCUCUCUCCCCUCUAUCCUCUCUCUCCCUAUGCUCCUCUCCUCUCUCCCCUCUCUCCCUCUGCUCCUCUCCUCUCUCCCCUCUCUCCCUCUGCUCCUCUCCUCUCUCCCCUCUAUCCUCUCUCUCCCUCUGCUCCUCUCCUCUCUCCCCUCUCUCCCUCUGCUCCUCUCCUCUCUCCCCUCUCUCCCUCUGCUCCUCUCCUCUCUCCCCUCUAUCCUCUCUCUCCCUCUGCUCCUCUCUUCUCUCUCCUCUCUCCUCUCUCCCCUCUUUCCUCUCUCUCCUCUCCUCUCUCUCUCGGUCUUGGUUAUAGUCUUGGUCUUGGUCCUGGUCCUGGAUCAGUGGUGCUCGAUGGACUCAGUCUAA
Molecule: messenger RNA, 867 nt
Organism: Knipowitschia caucasica
Lineage: Eukaryota; Metazoa; Chordata; Actinopteri; Gobiiformes; Gobiidae
Source: the annotation of a GenBank genome assembly